This is a messenger RNA of Syngnathus typhle (broad-nosed pipefish), 1418 nucleotides long. It is a transcript of the gene ankrd16, whose product is annotated as ankyrin repeat domain 16. The coding region runs from base 270 to 1364 and encodes 364 amino acids. The transcript is spliced from 7 exons. The record is from RefSeq and is a predicted model, not a curated record. Gene Ontology annotation, molecular function: protein binding. NCBI's taxonomy places the organism in Eukaryota, Metazoa, Chordata, Actinopteri, Syngnathiformes, Syngnathidae.
UUAUUUGUUAAAAGCCCAACCCUCCAAACGUGUGAUUAUUUUAUCAUUACGUAAUAAUAUUAACUAUAGCCAACAUAUGAUUUAAUAUAAAUUCACCUAACCCAAUCAAUUGAAUCGAUGUUUUAACAGUGUCGGUUCAUGGUUGGUCAACGUUGCACUCGCCUGGAUCGUCAUGAUUGCUGUCGUGAAGCACAAGCAAAUGACUUAACUCGUUUUCCUCUUCCAGAGAUCUUUUGGAGAGUUUGCUGACUUAUUUUUUUACAAUCAACAUGGACGAAGAUAGUCUCAAAAUGCUGGUGAAACUAACUCAGGGUGGACAAUUUAGCUCUCUGACAAAACACAUGAAGACAUGCGGACUAAAGGAGGUUGCCCGAGACAAACACUUCGGACGGUCCGGAGAUACUCUUGCACACUACGCGGCCCGGCACGGACGUUUGGACAUUUUAGACUUUCUUAUAAAAGAAGUGGGCACCGAUGUGGAAGUUUAUAACAACGACUACAAGCGGCCGCUGCACGAAGCUGCUUCCAUGGGCCACCUAGCAUGUGUUAGCUAUUUACUGCAGAAGGGAGCGCAAGUGGACAGUUUAAAGAAAGCGGAUUGGACCCCUCUGAUGAUGGCCUGCACUCGUAGGAACCUAGACGUGAUCCGAGAGCUGAUGGAGCACUCCGCGGACCCGCUCCUGAGAAACAAAGAUGGCUGGAACGCCUUCCACAUCGCCUGCAGGGAGGGCGAUCCCCUGGUGGUCCACUUUCUCCUGGACGUUGCUCCGGAUUUGUGGAAAAGUCAAAGUAAAACAUGCAGGACACCUCUGCACACGGCGGCUAUGCAUGGAUGUGAGGAGGUUGUCGGCAUCUUGCUCGAGAGAUGCGGCUACACUCCAGAUGAAAAAGACAGCUGCGGGGUCACACCCUUCAUGGAUGCGGUGAGGAACGGACACAUUUCAUUGGCUAGGCUUCUUUUGGAGAAACACCAGGCAUCUGCAACAGCAUCUGACAUUCUUGGGGUUCAGCCAGUGCACCAGGUGGCCGUUACUGGCCAGGAGGAGGCGCUGCGGUUCCUCGUAAGGGAGCUCCACGUUGACGUCAACCAGAAGGCCACUGGUUUGCAGCUCACUUCCUUGCAUUAUGCUGCCAAGGAAGGACACGUUUCCACUUUAAAAACUUUAUUAGAUUUGGGAGCAGAUCUUCACGUUCGGGACAAAAAGGGCAGAACAGCCCUCCACAUGGCUUCCAUCGGACAGCACGCGGAAGCUGCCAGAACGCUGCUUCAGCUCGGGCUCAAAGAUUCCCAGGAUGCAUCUGGCACAACGGCACGGCAGCUUGCAAAAAAAUCAGACAUAGUGAAAGUCUUUGAAUGCAGUUAAUCAAAUCUACUAAAGGGCAUUAUAAUUCUAAUGUAAUAAAGAAAUAAACAUCAA